Molecule: messenger RNA, 564 nt
Organism: Linum trigynum
Lineage: Eukaryota; Viridiplantae; Streptophyta; Magnoliopsida; Malpighiales; Linaceae
Source: the annotation of a GenBank genome assembly
AUGGAGGUCAGGCCCAAUCCCACCACCGCCGAUAACUCCCCUCAGCACCGCCGUCAUGCGGCGGCUGCCUCCAAAGCCCCCGUCCCUCCUCCCAAUUCCGUCGACACUACCUCCGUAUCACAAAGGUUGCAGAAGGAAUUGAUGUCACUAAUGAUGAGUGGAGGAGAUCUUGGCGUGUCAGCUUUCCCUGAAGGUGAGAGCAUCUUCACAUGGGUUGGAACGAUUGAGGGCGGGAAAGAAACGGCUUAUGAGGGCUUGUCCUACAAGCUAUCUCUGCGUUUUCCUCUCGAGUACCCGUUCAAGCCACCACAAGUGAAAUUUGAGACAAUGUGCUUUCAUCCAAACGUUGAUCAGUUUGGUAACAUAUGCCUCGACAUUCUCCAGGAUAAGUGGUCUUCAGCUUACGACUGCAGAACGAUUCUUUUGUCAAUUCAAAGCCUAUUGGGUGAGCCCAAUCCAGAUAGCCCUCUGAACAGCUAUGCUGCAAAACUAUUGAACAACAAGGAAGAUUACAGAAAAAUGGUUCAGAAGCAAUACUAUUCUGGAGAAGCAUUUGAUAGCUGA